CUGUGUUUUUACGUCGCCAUAGCAACAUGAUCUGUGAGGACGCUGAGUGUGUAAAUGGCGUCAGAUUGACUGACUUCAACAGUAACUUUCUACAUGAUAUCCAGCUGAACCAUGGGCAACAUGUACCGAGGGUGUAAUAAAACAGAUAACAUACCAACGAUACCAACGAAAUACCAAAGAGCGCUGAUAACAAAUCAAGAAAAGAAAGGGUUUUCAUCUCAAGCUAAGAGAUUCCCUUCACAAGUCUGCCUGAAUGAAAAUCCAGGACCAGGCAGCUAUGGCUGUAUCACCAGCGCUGAAGUCAAAAGUCCUUCCUUCUCAAAGAAAGGCACCGCAGGCUUUGUUGCAUCCAAGGCUGCCAGGGCUUCCAGUAACCCACAGAGAAGCAUCCCAGGACCUAAUGCAUACAACCUGCGGAGCUCCCUCAAAGACAAGUAUGACUUCAACAUUGGAGUCUCCAGGGUGUUCAGGUUGCCUGUGGCUGUGCAGCUGGAUGGUCCAAAGCACAGAACUCCAGCCCCGAAUCAAUAUGAUGUCAGUUGUGGUAGUAGAGAGAGAUUCUCCUCUGUGGUUGGUACAUCAGCUUUCCUGUCAAAAACUGGACGCAACUGUUUUUACCCAAACAAAAAUGUGCCAUCACCAUGCCACUAUGAAGUGAACAACAACGUAAUCCAGUACAGCUCCAAGGCAGUCUUGUCCCCCUUCAAAUCAAAAACCCAGAGAAUCCCUGCUCCAGUGGACAACUGUGUGCCAGGCCCAGGAGCCUACAGUCCCCAUCAGACCCCUGCACCGGUGAAGAAGACCAUCCUGCCGAGGGGAUAUUACUUGGCAAUAUCAGCGCCUCCUCUGAUUGUUCCUAAGGACCCUCCCCUGCCAGGCCCUGGGCAUUAUAACAUAAGGGAUUAUAACGGCCUGCCUAAGCAUCUCAUGCCCACUGCUGCAUUUGCAUCCAGAACUGAAAGAAUACUCCAAAACUCACAGAGCAAUGUGAGGUCAGGGCCAGGUCCAGGUUUCUAUGAUCCUCAAAUGUUGCCAAAGCAGUCCUUCUUUUACAAUGACUCCAGAGUCUGGCUUCCUGUCUGAAGCUUUCAAGGAAACCGGCACUGCAGAUAUGUACAUUUUUCACACACAUGAGCUAUGAUUAGCUGUAUCAAAAUGCUUACAUGCAAGAUAUGUGUCUCUAUGUUUAAAUGUACAUGGGUUCAUGACAUUUUUUUUUUUAGAUCAGUAUUUGUUGAGAAAAAAAAGGAUAAAUAUUAAAUGUUUGCAACCAUUUAGUCUCUAUCUAUAUGUUUAAGCAGUCCAAUGAGAUGUGGGCUGUUUUAUCCAUAGUGGUGAUGUAAGGGAAUGCCAAAAAACUUGAAAAGCCAUAUGUUUUAUCCUCACCUCAAUUUCCUGAUGCUCUAAUCGGGAGAUGAUAUAGCAGUAAGUGUUGCUGCAGUUCCCGACAGCUGCUGGUCCAGUCAGUGGUACGCCACGGUAACAGCUGAGAGCUUGAGAUGACACCAGUGUGCCAACUGCUAGAGGGCAGGCAGCGGGGUGGAGUGCGACUCUGUAUGUGAGCAAUGUGACUGACGGCAGGGAUGGUGUUUAACCCGAAAGACAAAUGGACACAUCAGUCACUCCCUUUCUCAGAUGUUAUAUUGUUGGAACAGUGGCUUUAACAGUGUAAAAAAGGACAAAAUAAAAAUGUGAAUAAUAAAAGGA
Messenger RNA from Siniperca chuatsi (mandarin fish), 1707 nucleotides. It is a transcript of the gene stpg1, whose product is annotated as sperm-tail PG-rich repeat containing 1. The record is from RefSeq and is a predicted model, not a curated record. Lineage: Eukaryota; Metazoa; Chordata; Actinopteri; Centrarchiformes; Sinipercidae. The coding region runs from base 112 to 1083 and encodes 323 amino acids. The transcript has 8 exons. Gene Ontology annotation, cellular component: male pronucleus; germinal vesicle; female pronucleus. Gene Ontology annotation, molecular function: histone binding; chromatin binding. Gene Ontology annotation, biological process: epigenetic programing of male pronucleus.